CCGAACUCGAGAUCUUUCUACGAUGAUACGCCUCAUUCUUCCGUCUGAGGCGGAAACUAAAAUGGCGCUGGGAACCUUGGUUUCGUAGAUUCGUUCAUUUAGGGCAUUUUCUUCAGAGAUCAGUGCACAGGUAUUAGGCAAUUGUUUUCGCGUGACUGUACGGUCUGUCUAGACUGAUUUUCUCGCCUCUAUCACGAACAUUGUACAUUACCAUGUUUGUUUCAGGAGAAAUCUUCAAAGGAACACGAACUCUCUGGUGGUCUGACUAACGCCUUUCAGGGAUGAAUCGAUUUAUAUUUGGAGUCACCUAAACAACCCUGAAGCUGCCAAAUAAUUCAGGUAAGCGACGAAAAGUCUUUAAUGUGGAGAAGGUAAGCUGAACGAGAAUUUUGACGUCUUAGCAUAUUUUACGUUCGGAUCAUAGAAUGGUAUAGUUUCUCCUAAGUUAGGAGAUUUAACAGCUGGCUGUUAAAAGCGAUCUUAAAAUACUUCUUCUCAGUAUAUUGAUCAGUUGUUAGCCUUAAAACAGCUGCUGUUGGCGAGUGUUCGAGCACAUAAAGGCAUGUUGUUUCGUGUUUUCCAGAAAAGCGAUCGAUUCGUGUUUAGGAGAAAUUCGUUUCUUUGUCAUCACUGGUUUCUUUUCUUGGUCUUUCUUGAGGCUGCACGACUUUUAGUAAGUACCUUUUAUUCGUUUUAAGAAAUCAUAUUGAUGACAAUGUUUAGGUUUAUUUCUAGAUUUACACCAUCACUGAUCUCCUUUGUAAAUGCAAAUGACAAUGUUCCCGCAUCGAUAACCAGACAUGCUUUAGUUGUAUUUCUUGUGGUUCCUAACUUGACUAUAUUUCGUUGAGGAUUAAUAAAAAUUGAAAUGUUUGUCAGUUUAAUUGUUUCUCCGUGAAGAGAAUCUUGGGGUGACCCGAAUCUUGAGAAGAACUGAGCAUCAGGGAAAUGAAAUUGAAAUUGAAAAUGAAAGUUGAAAUUUGCAUAUCAAAAUAAGGUGAAACAGGAAGUUUGAUUUGUGAUGCAACUGUAUCAUCGAUUCUUGACAACAUAUAUUAUUUGGAAUAAAUCUCUUUUUGUUGACAACCGCCUUAUAUAGCCGUCUGUUUUUUGCCGUCGGACCUUUUAGUUAACGUGAACCAAAUUAUUCUGAAAAGGAAAAGAAAAAUCAAGCUACAAAUUUACACUUCUAAAUUGCCUUUAACGGUAUUGAAGGACGGACUUAUGUUUCCGUUCUAAUAAAUGUUUCUAGUACGGCACCUCUAUAAAUGAUUUACUUUUUAAAAGUCUUGCAAAUAAGGAAAAUUUACGGAAAUAUAUAUAAGAUGUUCGUUUUGAAUCACGCUCAGCCGACAUCGCUUACUUAUGGCCAAUUUAACUCUGUUUUGUUCGUUUUUUGUUUACUUUAGUUAUAUAGUAUAGUAUAGUUUCUCCUAAGUUAGGAGAUUGAACAACUGGCUGUUAAAAGCGAUCUUAAAAUACUUCUUCUCAGUAAAUUGAUCAGUUGUUAGCCUUAAAACAGCUGCUGUUGGCGAGUGUUCGAGCACAUAAAGGCAUGUUGUUUCGUGUUUUCCAGAAAAGCGAUCGAUUCGUGUUUAGGAGAAAUUCGUUUCUUUGUCAUCACUGGUUUCUUUUCUUGGUCUUUCUUGAGGCUGCACGACUUUUAGUAGGUACCUUUUAUUCGUUUUAAGAAAUCAUAUUAAUGACAAUGUUUAGGUUUAUUUCUAGAUUUACACCAUCACUGAUCUCCUUUGUAAAUGCAAAUGACAAUGUUCCCGCAUCGAUAACCAGACAUGCUUUAGUUGUAUUUCUUGUGGUUCCUAACUUGACUAUAUUUCGUUGAGGAUUAAUAAAAAUUGAAAUGUUUGUCAGUUUAAUUGUUUCUCCGUGAAGAGAAUCUUGGGGUGACCCGAAUCUUGAGAAGAACUGAGCAUCAGGGAAAUGAAAUUGAGAUUGAAAAUGAAAGUUGAAAUUUGCAUAUCAAAAUAAGGUGAAACAGGAAGUUUGAUUUGUGAUGCAACUGUAUCAUCGAUUCUUGACAACAUAUAUUAUUUGGAAUAAAUCUCUUUUUGUUGACAACCGCCUUAUAUAGCCGUCUGUUUUUUGCCGUCGGACCUUUUAGUUAACGUGAACCAAAUUAUUCUGAAAAGGAAAAGAAAAAUCAAGCUACAAAUUUACACUUCUAAAUUGCCUUUAACGGUAUUGAAGGACGGACUUAUGUUUCCGUUCUAAUAAAUGUUUCUAGUACGGCACCUCUAUAAAUGAUUUACUUUUUAUUAGUCUUGCAAAUAAGGAAAAUUUACGGAAAUAUAUAUAAGAUGUUCGUUUUGAAUCACGCUCAGCCGACAUCGCCUACUUAUGGCCAAUUUAACUCUGUUUUGUUCGUUUUUUGUUUACUUUAAUUUGGGUGACCCGAAAUCACUGAUCCCCGGUCCAUGGGUCCCCCCGGACCUGGUCCACGGACCACUGUACGGACCAGUCCACGGAACCCCAUAAAAAGACAAAAAUAACAAUUAGAGAUUUAACUUACCGUUUGUUUUGUUUUGUUUUUUGUUGUUGUUGCCUCCUUCACUGUGGCGAUGAAAGGAGGACCUGCGUACCUCGAAAAAGACCGACUGCCUCCGCCAUUAUGUUCGGCUCAUUCCCCCGCGUGUUCAUUGACUCGUCCCAGGCUUCACAAAAUAGUGCUCCCUCGACAAAGAAAGAUACCGAUGUCCAUUACAGAUAGCGAUGCACCUUCAGUUUAUUUGACAGUUAUAUGUUUAGUUGCCAAAUCGUUCAGCAGGACGACUUUGUUAUGAUUGAUCGGGAGGGAAAAUACCACAGACAGAAUAAUCCACACAUCAAAGGUAACAACUUUCGUAUAACCAGGUCCCCCUCAGCCUCACUCUUAUUCAAAGGCUUGGCCAAUACGUAGCCAACUGUAAAGUGGACAUCACUAUUAGAGCAUUGAGUUGGACAGAGUAUGAACAAGCUUAAAAAUAAGGAAGGUAACAAUUUUUUGCCGUAUUAAGUACAUUGCAUCUCUUUUUCGCCGAACGGGCUUUAACUCCAUUUAAUUUAAUUCAAGAUACAGGACGGCAACGGCAACGACAAUGUCAUUCAAAAACCAACCCUGCCUCCCUAAUAAUUAAGAAAAAUGAAAAAUGGGUGGAUCCUCCUGGAGUUGAAAUUUUUUCAGGAAUCUUUUUUUGUAGGGAAAGAAAAAUCCGUUUGUUUGCUCCAUGAAAAACAUGAAAACAACGGGAGAUACCGUGUCGUAUUUUUGAAGUCUGGGACGAGUCACUGAAUACGAGGAGGAAUGAGCCGAACAAAAUGGUGGAGGCAGUCGGAGGUGGCAGCGAAUACACAAGUUAGCUAAGUUAUCGGUCUUUUUCGAAGUACGCAGGUCCUCCUUUCAUCGCCACAGUGAAGGAGGCAACAAUAACAAAAAACAAAACAAAACAAACGGUAAGUUAAAUCUCUAAUUGUCAUUUUUAUUAGCGUCUUUUUAUGGGGGGUCCGUAAAGGGGUUCCUUAGGGGGUCCGUGAAGUGAUCCGUACAGUGGUCCGUGGACCGGUCCGUAGGGGGGUCCAUGGACCGGGGAUCAAUGUUUUGGGGUCACCCCUUCAAUUUUAACCACCAUGCACACAUAAUUCUCAGUUUACUGGGAUAAGGAAGUGGUCUGCUUCCAUGUAAAUUAAACAUUACUGGAAAUGCUGUGCACUUAUGUACUAGUUAACGAUUGUUAAGCAAUUACUCCUUCGACUUUCACAAAGUCAUGCGCAACCGUGUGGUUUUGUCAGUUUGCGCACACCGCUCGCCUUAGAGUUUAAUGUUUCCCCAUAUUACUGAUAGAUCGAGAAUUCAUAGAGGUCAACUUGGUCUGAAUUCUACUCAUUCUUAGCUCAAAUCCUGAACAAACGUUCUAGGGAUAGUGAUGCAGUAUUCGUAAUUUUCUGACAUUUUUCUGGGUGCCCAGAUAAAACAGUGAUAAAACAGUGAAAAUAUCUGGCAUUGCUCUUCCCCCCCCCCUAUACAACUGAAUUGAAACUCGGGAAAAUUCUGGAUACAAGGUUAACCAAACCUUGUUUGUGGGGUUGGUGGUUGGGGCGGUGGGGGGUUUGGGAAUGUGCGAUUUAACGAAAGCCCCAUACAUGUGCAAAUAAUUGUGUCCCAAGACGUUUGUCCGUGAAUUUGAGAGCAAGGUUUCUUAGUUCGGCGUUGGUGAUUUAAUAGCGGAAAGCCUUAAUUCACCAGCAAAUGUUUAAGGUUUCGUGAUAAGUAGAAAGCCGCGACUCAUUUUUUUUGUUUGUUUGUUGUAAUGUUCAUGCAAACAACAUUCCUUUCCACUCGGUGAUAUCUUUUCAAUAUUAUUGUCAAUUUAAAAUCUGAGGACCAGUGGUCUGAUCAACGGUUCACUAAAAAACGGUUCCCAGCAGUGAUACUGUGAGGGUCAGGGGUAAGUGAUAUAAAGAACAAAUAUUGUAUUUAGAACUCGUUAGCAAGCUUGCGUAAUUUACGUAGAUACUUAGUACCAGUAGUUUAUUGUCACAAUUCAUAUGAAGCCCUUGUUCAAAAAAACUUUUAAAUGGUUGUUUGUUAAUGUGUGAGGAUUUUACAAACUGAGAACAAAUGCCAACUUAAGGCACUAGUGGGAACAGGCAUAUAACUAUAAGGGUGUAAAUUAUGUCUUGCAGGUCUACUGUGAUGGCUUCUGCUCCAACAUUAGCUCCAUCCACCAAGGAGACGACUAAUUACGCAAGAUUAUGUCGCCUUUUAGUGGAUGGAGGUACCAAGGCCUUAAGAUAUGCUUUUGACAAAUUCCACUCCCCAGCGAACCUGUUUAAUGUAUUGAAAGCUGGUUCUGCAGAACAUUCAACUCUGCAGUCCCUUAAGAAAAAGAGAAUCAUCAAUGCUACACAAUGGGGUAAGCUGUAUCCCUCUCCACCUUCAUCUGUAACAUCAGAAUACUUUGACAUCACGCUACUGAUGGUGCUUCUGAGGAACAUCUGUGGUCUGGCUGCUCCUGCCACAGGCUGGGAUAGUCUGCCACCUGCUUCAGACACGAGUGUUGAGGCUAACAUAGCCAGAGUGAAGCACUAUAGAAACUCUGUUUAUGGGCAUGCAAGCCAGGCGUUUGUGGACGAUCCUACGUUUAAUUCCUUUUGGCAGGAUGUUAGUGCCGCGUUGGUUGUACUGGGUGUAGAUGCAGCUGCUAUCACAAAACUUAAGACUGAGACUAUAGAUCCAGACAUGGAGACACAUUACCGAGAGCUGCUAAAGGAGUGGAAGAAAGACGAAGAUAACGUAAAAGACAAGCUUAAAAAGAUGGAAGGUGUGAAUAGAUAUUGUGAAACAUAUUGGUUAUAAGUAGGGGCCUUGGCCGAACUCAUUGAACGCCACAUAAUACUUUUUAAAAGGAUAAUGUAACUGUGUAACCAAUAAGACAUUGUCUGGUGGAAGUUGCUGAAAUGGUGGCUGAGAGUUGGUCAAAAUAACCUUUUUGCUAAUAAUUGGUGCGUUUGUUUUUGGGAGGUGGGGUAAUCUAAGAUCAUUAAGCUUCAGUACUGCUAACUGAGGUAUAAGGGUCCAAACACCACUCUUUUCUCAGGCUGAUGAAUUUUAAUCAAACCGUCCAACAUCAUGACCGCUGUAGAUGUGCUCUUUCUUAUUCAACCGCAAAAAUAGUCGUAUGCUUUUCAAACGAAUGGUAUACAUUUUAAAUUUAUUACAUUUGUGCAUGUUCCACGAUUUCUUUUUUCAGGUGCCAUUCGAGAUGACCUCGAAGACAUCAAAAGUGAAUUAGGAAGCGUCAGUAAGACGCUAGAGAAUCUAGAAAUGUCCUCAGUCGAAAGCGACGGUCAGUCUCUAAAUACUUAUAUUUCUUUGUGAGAGGGAUCUUCCAUACAAUUAUGCUUACUGAAAGGACACGUACUCAUUAAGCAUAUUAUUGCAAACAAUGCUUCAAGUAUAGUUCGACAAUAUGUAUUAAAUUAAAUUCGUCUACAUCCCAGCUGUUUUUAGCACGCUUAAGGUGUUUGAACACAGUUUUGGCAGUUUGUGAGUAUAUGUCAUUUGCCAAAUCAUGGCAAAUACAGCUUACUAUAAUUAAUCAUUACUAUUUGAAACUUAUUUGACCAAAUUUUAACAGACGAGUUUUUAGAUAAUCAAUAAUAUAAUUGUACUCUAAUUAUCAAAUAGUCUGUUCAACUUACAUUUUAAUGUUCUCAUUAUUUAAAAUACGAAAAGAGUAAACAUUCUGCCAAAUAUCAUAAAAUUUUGAUGAGUAGAUUUUGAGAAAUCGUCUUCCGUGUACCAUUGCUUUUUUCGCCGCCGUGUUUGUUUGUCCAAUUUAAACACGCGCCAUCACGCGAGUUACCACUGAGCGCCCGCAAAACUGUGUUCGGCCACCUCAAUUGUUAGUCGCAUCCAUGGACGGCGUAUGUUUCAACCAAGAUUUGAGCGUUUCAGGGUUCUGUUCGAAUUCACUAAAGGAUUAUUGUUAGUGUUAAACGUAAAUGAAACCUUUCCUUCAUCUUUUUUCUUUUAGAUGCCAUUCGAGAUGAUGUCAAAUGCAUCAAAAGUGAAAUAGGAAGCGUCAGCAGUAAGCUGAGAACUUUAGAAACAUUUGCAGCCGAAAUUGAAGGUUAGUCAUCGAAUAGAUUUUUAACCGGCCUUAAUAACAGGCUCUCUGUUUAAUAUGCUCACUGCAUGAAAAAAGGGACAUCUAUGAGUUCAUUAAUGUAGUAAAACCCUCCUUUUGCCGUUCAUCCUUUAGAUGCCAUCCAAGAUGACCUCAAAGAUAUCAAAACUGAAAUAGGAAGCAUUAGUGAAAAGUUGGAGUCUUUAGAAAUAUCUUCAGCGAGACAUGAAGGUCAGUUCCCAAGUAACCAGGGCUUUACUUGCUCUAUUACAAUCAACACACUGAAAUUUUCUAGAUUUCCUUAUUAUUAAUGAUUUUCCCGUCUAAACAAGCCAUCACGGAAUGUCCUCCAUAUAAAGGCUGAGUGUGGUUUACUGCUGAUGUAAUCAAAGUAAGAAAAGCAAUUAUGUUUGACCUUGAUUCCAGUUAUAUUCGCGGUGCGCGACUGCUGCAAACGAAUUUGACUGACAUAUCCUUAAGCGAAUCUGUUUCAAGUACGAAGAGGUUUUGGGUAGAAACGAUCGUCACCCGAAGGGUGACGUCUUCGUCAAACGAAGCUUUUCGAAUGAGGCACGAAGUGCCAGCCAAGAGCCCGCGGUCAGUUUUGUUCCGAGGUAAGUGUUUUUAAACAAAAGUAAAAACAAAGGGAGCGACUACAAAUGAAUUCACUUCGAUCACAGACAGAGACGUUUCUUGGCGAUUUAAACAGAAUAUUGUUACAGUCCGACCUCUAUUAAGCGGCCACCCUCGGGACUUUGAAAAGUGGCCGCUUAAUGGAGGUUUGCCGCUUAAUAGAGGUACAAUAUAAAUUGGAUAGGAAUGGCAGUAAACAUGAUUUUAUUGACUUUAUAUAGCAAAAUGCUUUUAAAAAGUGAACG
Messenger RNA from Porites lobata, 7504 nucleotides. The record is from the annotation of a GenBank genome assembly. Lineage: Eukaryota; Metazoa; Cnidaria; Anthozoa; Scleractinia; Poritidae.